AUGAAGACCCUAUCGGAUUCCAAAAACUCCAACUCGUUUGAGUUGGUGUCCAUCGACGACCAUUCCCAGUUGGAUGCUUCGACCUCAGAACCAACACACCCAGCACCAUCACCCAAACCACAGGGCUGUUGCUCAAUCUCUCCAAAAGGUCGACUCAUCGCCCUCGCCGGUUAUCUUCUGAUUGCUGGGCUUUCGAGUCUUUACUUUUGCCUCGUCCAGGCUGGUAUGGACACGAUCCAGAUUUGCGACUCUAUCGCUAACUGCAUGCUGUUCUCAACCCAGGGUUGGCCUGCCAUGGGCGAACAAAGUAUUGACCUUUUGGUCAUGUCCUACAUCUCUGGCAUCAUCUCUGUUGUCGGUGGUAUCCUUGGAGCCUUUGGGAUCCUUGCCGCCUAUAAGGAGUCGUCUACUAUGGUACGGUUUUUUGCCAAAGCCUGGUGGAUCAUGAUUGGCGUGUUCCUUGGAUCGACCGCAUUGACUCUCUUCCUGACGGUCAUCCACAGGGCCCGCUUCCUCGACCAAUGCAGCCUUGAGCACGAUGCUGUUCGCGGUACCUCUGAGUGCGGUGCCAUGUAUGUUGCAGCUCUGCUUGGUUCCGUCAUCGGAUGCCUCAUCGGUGUAACCAUGAUCUGGUGCUAUGGUGAAGAUGUGGUCCGCUACUCGAUCGAGCUUGGUGCACGCAAGGUCAAGGAACGACGCAUCAACAACAACAGCACGUAUAACCCAUAG
This is a messenger RNA of Linnemannia hyalina, 729 nucleotides long. The record is from the annotation of a GenBank genome assembly. Lineage: Eukaryota; Fungi; Mortierellomycota; Mortierellomycetes; Mortierellales; Mortierellaceae.